Molecule: messenger RNA, 2163 nt
Organism: Cynoglossus semilaevis (tongue sole)
Lineage: Eukaryota; Metazoa; Chordata; Actinopteri; Pleuronectiformes; Cynoglossidae
Product: potassium voltage-gated channel subfamily B member 1
Exons: 9
Coding region: 283-1593 (436 amino acids)
Biological process (GO): potassium ion transmembrane transport; action potential; protein homooligomerization
Cellular component (GO): voltage-gated potassium channel complex; membrane
Molecular function (GO): protein binding; delayed rectifier potassium channel activity
Source: RefSeq, a predicted model, not a curated record
GACACGGCGGGAAGAGAGAAGAUGGCCGCCGCCACUCGAUGGUAGGAGCGGCUUAAUUUUGAGACCGAUGACUGAGCAGAUUCACGUGGUCUCGGACAACUAAUCAAAUGUAUUGUUUUCUGAACGGCGAUGAGAGGGUGAUUUUGUUCGAGUGCGCCCGCUCCGGAAUCUGACGGAAAAAGACGAAGAGCAGAAAGAACCGAGAGAAGAGAAAAGCGAAAAAUAGAGUGAAAUGUGAGAUAGCUGAGCCUCAUGGGAAGAUGAUGAAGAUGUGACUGGUUUAUGACAAACUCGCGGGUUACCAUGGUGACAAAUAGCAUGCCCAAGUGGGUCCACCGGGACCCUAGCGAUGGUCUGGUACAUGUGAACGUGGGGGGUCUAAAGAGCAGCCUCUGUUCCAGCACACUGAAGAAAUUCCCGGACACCCGACUGGGAAAACUGCUGUCAUGUGACUCAGAGGAGGAUAUACUACAGGUGUGUGACGACUACGACGUUCAGCGGAAUGAAUUUUAUUUUGACAGGAACCCUGGUCUUUUUCCGUACGUCCUUCACUUCUACGAGACAGGAAAACUCCACAUCAUGGAGGAGCUGUGUGUCUUCUCCUUCAGUCAGGAGAUUGAGUACUGGGGCAUCAACGAGUUUUUCCUGGACACCUGCUGCAGUUACCGAUACCACGACCGGAAGCUGGAGAGCAGCCGACAUCGGCGGUGGGAUGACGAGAGCGAUGCCAGCAGCGUUGACACAUCUGUGGAUGAGAUCUCAGACCUAAACAGGGACAUGCAGCACUUCCAGGAAGUGCGUUACGGAAACAUCCGGAAGUGUCUGUGGCUGACACUGGAGAAUCCUGGAUACUCCAUCCCCAGCAAGAUGUUCAGUCUGAUCUCCAUCAGUGUAGUGCUCACUUCCAUUGCCACCAUGUGCAUCAACAGCAUUCCGGAAUACCAGACCUUUGACUCUGACGGGGCUCUGGUGGAGGACCCGGAGAUGCAGGCUCUGGAGGUUUUUUGCAGCUGCUGGUUCACCUUUGAGGUGAGUUUGCGAAAACCCCAAACCCUCUGGGGCGGGUCGAGUACUCCGCAGCACAGCUACCGUGAGGUCGGAAUUCUGCUGCUCUACCUGGCCGUUGGAGUCUCGGUCUUCUCUGGAAUUGCCUACACUGCGGAGUACGAGGAGGACGUGGGUCUGGACACCAUUCCGGCCUGCUGGUGGUGGGGAACCGUCAGCAUGACAACCGUGGGGUACGGUGAUGUGGUUCCGGUGACGGUUGCGGGAAAACUGGCCGCCAGUGGCUGCAUUCUCGGCGGCACCCUGGUGGUGGCGCUGCCCAUCACCAUUAUCUUCAACAAGUUCUCACACUUUUAUCGACGUCAGAAAGCGCUGGAGGCAUCAGUGAGGAACGACAACUGCAGCAGGAGCAGGAAGCAGGAAGUGGAGGAAGAGGCGUCAGAUGGUGACAGCUGCUUCCUGGACCACGAUGACGAAGAAGAAGAUGGUGACGAUGUCAUGGAGGAGGACGACGGAGGCGUGGUCAACUACAGCUAUGUGAAACAUCCGUCCUUCACUUCGCUGAAGAUGAAGAAGGCGGAGCUAUAGGGACCUUCAGAUACCCGCAGUUUCCAGGGACUCAUCGUGAACAACCGAUGAUCUUCCUUCCAAUUCAAUUCUCCAAAAACACUUCAUACUCCAAAGAAACAGUUCCAACAACUAGGCACGUACCAGGGACAGUCCUACAACAGGCUCUUCACUACUGUUCGCACCUUAUUCUGGAGGAAACUCGGCCGAGAACUGUGUGUGCUCUUCCCUUGAGAGAAAAUAUUAAAUGAAAAAAGUACCGUGUAUGUUCCUUCAGCAAGAACUAGAACCAGAAACUUAUUUAAAAAUUAGGAUAAAUACUACCUUGCAGAUGUGCUGCAGAAAAUAGAGCCAGUACCAGGAACCUGCUGAAUGGGGUACUAUGCAUACCGUAUGAGGAACUGUGUUCUCUUUCCCACUGGAACUAUUACCAUGGAAUAGUACCAGAAACUUUUUCCUCUACCGGAAAAAUUGGGGGAACUAUUUAGACAUAUAAUGCCUAUGAACUAUGAACAACGCUUCGACUGCAUGAACUACUGACAAGACCAAGAAAAAGUACCAGGAACUAUUUGCUCUUUUAGUGCUGCUACU